ACUGCUGCUUGUGGAUAAGCCAAAAUGACUGCGAAGUUGCCCUUUCUUCUUUCUGUGACAUCUGUGCUCUUGGCUCUUGGCGUAGGGAGUGAGCAGGAAAGGACAGCAGCUUUACAAGCCCCUGAUAUAUCCUGUGUGGACCCAGAUCGCUUAUAUGAUCACACUGUGUGGACCCAGCAAGAGUCGGUUAAUCAUUUGUUUUGUCCAUUGGAUGAGCAGAGUCUCCAACUUCUUCAGAUUACCUCAACCUUUAAUGUCGAUUGGACCAAAGACUGUCAACCGCUUAACCUCAGUGCUUCAGGGCGCCUACACAGCACGCUGCACAACACAACAGCAUAUCUGUCCUUUGAGCACCCGGAGGCUGAGGAUUCAGGCAAUUAUACCUGUACACUCUACUUGAAUGAACAGAGAAACGCCUCCUUCACCAUUCAUCUGGUCAUGGCAGAUCUUUGCAGUGUGCUACCCAGAUUCCUCUACCCUUCUAACAAUGUGACUUUGGAGCACGCUUUAGGGAGCCAGAUAGCACUGAACUGCACUGUACAGCUGCCCUUUAGCAAGAACUGUGACCUUGCCCUCCACUGGAUGAAAGAUGACCAGUUGUUAGAUGGUGAUUCCACUCAAUGGUUCAAUGAUAAUGCAACAGAGAUAUUUAUCUCCAGCACUUUGAAUGUGAAUGUGACUACUGAUGAGAGUUAUGGAGUUUUUGCCUGCUUGGUUAGAAACCACACAGCAGUUUUCACGUUGCAAAAAUCAGGUACUGCUGCCGGGCACUUGGGGCCUGUGCUAGCUGCGUUCCUCAUCCUGACACUGUUGCUGCUAAUGGGUGUGGCGUACGUGAAGUGUCGUCUGAAUGUGCUGCUCUGGUACAGGGACCGUUACGGCGAUCUGGAGAUCAAUGAUGGCAAGCUCUAUGAUGCCUACGUGUCUUACGCUAGCUCGACAGAUGAUAGAAAGUUUGUGAACUUCAUAAUGAAGCCACAGCUGGAAAAUCGUUAUGGCUACAAACUCUUCCUGGAUGAUAAAGACAUCCUGCCCAACUCAGAGCCUUCUGCAGAUCUGAUCAUGAAUGUCAGUCGGUGCCGUCGCCUCAUUGUCGUUCUUUCUAAUGCUUACCUGGAACAGGAAUGGUGCAACAGUAAUUUCAGGGAAGGUCUGUGGAGACUGCUGGAACUGUCCCAGAGGCCAAUCUUCAUUGCCUUCGAGAGCCAGCACCGGGAAAUAGCACAUCUCGCCAUUAAUUUGCUGAAGCAGCACAAGGGCACAGUGACUCUGCUGACCUGGCGGGCUGGUUCCAUGAUACCUUCAUCUGAUUUCUGGAAGGAGCUGUGCCUUGCUCUGCCACGGAAAGUGUCCUGUCGAGGCCUCAGAGGAGACCCCCAAACCCAUCUCCAGGAAGAUAAGGACCCCAUGUUGAUCAUCCACAGCAACUACUUGGAUUUCCGGGGGGAAUCUCACCCUGAGGGAGACGCUGGUGUCAGAGGUCCCAUUUUCAAAGGUCCACCACCUCCUCGAAUGACUGGCUCUGAUGGUCCCCCAUUUGGUACAUUGGAUGAAGUGCAGCUCGGAGAAAACCAAAGGAAUGAGAUAGACAUUUCUGAUUUGGGAUCUCGCAACUACGGAGCUAGGACAGACUUUUACUGCCUUGUGACAGAAGAUGACAUAUGAGAGAUU
Messenger RNA from Euleptes europaea (tarantolino), 1671 nucleotides. RefSeq names its product single Ig and TIR domain containing (gene SIGIRR). The record is from RefSeq and is a predicted model, not a curated record. Bases 25 to 1665 code for a protein of 546 amino acids. Gene Ontology annotation, biological process: signal transduction. The transcript has 10 exons. NCBI's taxonomy places the organism in Eukaryota, Metazoa, Chordata, Lepidosauria, Squamata, Sphaerodactylidae.